AAAGGCCAGGGAUUGAAUCUCUUCGAGAGGUUACGGAUCAGCAAACAGGACAAGAUUGCGGCCAAUGUUCAGCAACACAUCAGAGCUAUUCGGGCCGCAGAGGCUCUCGACCGACAGACUGGUCCCCAUCGGCGCAAAAACAGCUCAAAACUGGUUCCGCAAAGAAGUACGAGCAGUGGUGAAGAGGAGGGUCUGGGAGCGGACGCCCGUAAGAUGCGUUUGGUAGCGAUGUUACGCCAGGCGUACGGCAAUGACAUCGAAAGAGUGCCCGGAUUUAUAGAGUUCGCCGAAUCGGCGAAAGUGGAGUCGCGGCGAACAUAUGUGGACGCGUCCGCCCAGACGUCCUAUGAUUUGCUCGAGACUUGGUUUCCGGCGCUUAGGAAACGCAUCGCAGAGACAGAGAAAGUGAACAAUAAUAUCGCCGCCGACGAGGAAGACAUGCCAUCUGUGGUCAAAACGAACCAAAAGUUCAUUCACUCUAAAUAUAAUCACUUAAACCAACAAAAACAUUUGGGUACGAGUUGU
Medioppia subpectinata is the source of this 525-nucleotide messenger RNA. NCBI's taxonomy places the organism in Eukaryota, Metazoa, Arthropoda, Arachnida, Sarcoptiformes, Oppiidae. The record is from the annotation of a GenBank genome assembly.